Messenger RNA from Zalophus californianus (California sea lion), 6840 nucleotides. RefSeq names its product nuclear envelope integral membrane protein 1 (gene NEMP1). The transcript has 10 exons. NCBI's taxonomy places the organism in Eukaryota, Metazoa, Chordata, Mammalia, Carnivora, Otariidae. Bases 1288 to 2508 code for a protein of 406 amino acids. Gene Ontology annotation, cellular component: nuclear envelope. The record is from RefSeq and is a predicted model, not a curated record.
UCCAGGGUGCGGACCGUUUUACUGCGGUGGGGUGCGGACGUGGUGCGGAAAAAGCAGCUUCGUCGUCGGCACUGAGGGGUUAAGGCCCUGGGGCGGCCUCGGGGAACUACUAGAGUGGGGAGGAGCCUGGAGUCUUUUGGCAGAGACUGGAAGGGAGGCCUGGACUGGGUGAGAUGCGGUCCUGGGGGCUGCGUCGCGCUGCGUGGGCCUCCCCGGUUUUCCUGCUUAAAAGUGAGGGGACCCGAGUACCAUUGCUGGCAGGCAGAGUUGCAGCGGGAAUGGGGGCAUCACAUUCAUUGAGCAAAUUAUCAACGCCUUCUGAGCGUAUGCUCUGUCCAGACUCAGGGUACAGGUGUGGCUGAACGGAUCAUUUUAAUUCACUGAAAUGGAGUGAUUUCUAUCUAAUGUUUUCUGUCCUUGUAAGAUCCUGGCGCCAUUAAACUCGUUUCCAAAACAAACAAACAAACAAACCACCACCACCACCACCAAAAAACACCGUUCAGUAUCAGAUAGGUUUCUUUCGGAAAUUUAUUCAUUUCUCAAGCAAACUGCUGUCUACCUAUUGCUGGAUAAUUGGCUUUGGACUGAAACGAAACUGUUUCCCUUUAACGCUCUAACUCAUAAAACCUAGAAUGUUUCUAAAAAACCUCCUACCCUCUUAUCAAACGCACAAGAGAAAAAUAAGUGAGGUUUCCAAGUUCCACUGGAGACAGUUUGAAACAUGGAGUUAAGGAUAAUCAUAUCUUGGAAACACAGUAUGCUCUCACCUCCCCCAUCCUUUGCUGCCUAUCUCAUGCUGUCACUUAAGAUUAUCCUUAGCUGCAGCUUUAAGGUUGUCUCAGGAGCCAUAGAGCUAGUUCCAAAGUGUAGCGUCCUCCUGCAAUAUUUUUUUUUUGUGGGGGGGGGAGGUAGUAGAUAUCAAGAAGGCACUUUUUCAGAGUAAUAUUGAAGGGCUACUUAUGAUCUGAAUGAACUUGGGCCAGAUGGUUGGUUAACCUCUAAAAUGGGGUAGUCGAUUGUGGGGAUGAAAGAGAAAAUAUAUGCAAAAAUGUCUCUACCUGGUCAGUGCCCAAUCAGCAGACACUUGAAGUUUCUUUUAUGAGAGGAACAGGGGUUUCUUAGCUUGGAGAAGGGUAAACUUGGGAUGAUAUUCUGUGUGACCUGGUAGAUCGUGUGGGUGGCAGCUACAAAGAGACAAUCAUGUAGUAGAGAAGAACUUUCUAAAAGCCAGAGUUCCUAAAGAUAAAAUGCAGUACUUCAAAAGCUGGAGUUGAUGCAAACGUGAUCAUGCUUCAGGCAUCCGAAGUUUAUAAGUCGAAUCACAGGCAACAGUUCUGUUAUAAAAAUAUGCUUAUCCCAAAGUGGCAUGAUGUGUGGACACGGAUACAGAUCCGAGUAAAUAGUUCCAAACUGGUACGAGUCACCCAGGUGGAGAAUGAAGAGAAACUGAAGGAGUUAGAGCAGUUUAGUAUCUGGAACUUUUUUUCCUCCUUUUUAAAAGAGAAAUUGAAUGACACCUAUGUUAACGUGGGUCUAUACAGCACAAAAACCUGCCUCAAAGUUGAGAUUAUAGAGGAAGACACCCAGUACGAUAUCAUUGUGACCCGGAGGUUCCCAGGCUUUGUGCGGAAAUUACAAUGCUGUUUAGGAUUUGACCCCAAACUCUUCUUCAUUUUCCUCCUUGGGCUUAUGCUAUUUUUUUGUGGAGAUUUGCUGAGCAGAAGCCAAAUCUUCUACUAUUCCACUGGGAUGAGUGUGGGAAUUGCGGCCUCUCUACUAAUCGUCAUUUUCAUACUGUCCAAGUUUAUGCCCAAGAAAAGUCCCAUUUACGUCAUCCUGGUGGGAGGCUGGUCCUUUUCUCUGUACCUCAUUCAGCUAGUUUUAAAAAAUUUACAAGAGAUCUGGAGGUGUUACUGGCAGUAUCUUUUAAGCUAUGUCCUCACAGUUGGAUUCAUGAGUUUUGCAGUCUGUUACAAGUACGGGCCUUUGGAGAAUGAACGAAGUAUCAACCUGCUGACCUGGACCUUGCAGCUGAUGGGCCUAUUUUUCAUGUAUUCUGGUAUCCAGAUACCACAUAUUGCCCUUGCCAUUAUCAUCAUUGCCCUGUGUACUAAGAACCUGGAGUACCCUAUUCAGUGGCUGUACAUCACCUACAGAAAGAUGUGUAAGGCAACAGAAAAGACUGUCCCCCCUCGUCUCCUGACAGAAGAAGAAUAUCGGAUACAAGGAGAAGUGGAGACCCGAAAGGCUUUAGAGGAGCUUCGAGAAUAUUGUAACAGUCCAGACUGCUCUGCUUGGAAGACUGUUUCUCGAAUCCAGUCUCCAAAGAGAUUUGCUGACUUUGUGGAAGGUUCUUCUCACCUCACACCAAAUGAGGUUUCUGUCCAUGAACAGGAAUAUGGAUUAGGGAGCAUCAUUACCGAGGAUGAAAUCUAUGAGGAAACAUCCACUGAAGAGGAGGACUCAGAUUCUCGGUAUCCUGCUAUCACACAACAAAUCACCUCCUGACUUAGGUGGUGGUCAGUCAUUUUUAUAUGGACUGGCUUGGUACCUCAAUGGUCCAUGUUGCAUGUGUGCACCAUUGCUUCUCAACUCCUUGAAACAGGGUGAGAUAGUGCAGAAAUUCUCCCACUGAAAUUAGAGGCCUGAGUAGGCCUCCCUCUGGAAAUGGUCUUGAUGGUCUCUGUGGGAUCCUUGAGGGAGAAUGGGUGAAGUCGUGAAUGCUUUCAAUGCUUCCCCAUGGGUUGUUGGCCCACCUAUGUUUCAAAAACAAAAAACCGGAUAGCCACAGCUAGCACAGUGUUCUAGCUCCUCUUAAAGAUUGACUCGGUGGUGGUAUUUCUGCCACCAUAGCUGGCAUCAAAAGUGAGAACUGUUACAUGUGCAGUAACUCUUUCGGACCCUAGGCUGCAUCUUCCAGAGAGAAAUACACAAAUCUGAGCCUCCUUCACUUCUGCUUUUCUUUCAGUGACUUUAGAAUAAUCCUUGUUUUAGCUGUUUUAAGAGGAAAAUAGAUUUUUAUUUGUCUUGUUUUUUAAACAAAUAUAUUUUUUUAAAUAUAACAAAUUCAUGUUCCAGAACCAGCAAGUGCUCCAGAUUGACAAGCCCAUAGGUCCCUACGUGUUUAUUCAUAUGGAUUAUCCAUUAAAGCCCCAGAAUUAUUGUGUUGGGCUUUGAAUUAGUUCUCACACGUUUGUCUAAGUCUUGCUUGCUUUUAGGAACAUGCCUGUGAACCCUUCUGUAAUGAAGGUCUGUCAGGCUUUUUAUUAUAUCCAACUUUUAAUUCUAUCUUAAGAAGACAUUUGCAUUCUUCCCUUCCCAUUCCUCCUCGCCCCCUUUUGCCCUUUUAGGAAGUGUCUAUUUCCUCAGCUGUGAAGUAUGUACAAUUUAGAGUUUGUUUCAUUUCUUAUGUUCUCUUCCCCUUUGUUUGUAGCAUUAUUCCUGCAAGUUGGGAGAAGUGAUCAUUUUUUAGAGAAUUUGAAUGCUUUUUACAUAUCCUCCAUUUUUCCUGUCAGUGGGACACAUAUCUUUGAGUUGCUGUGGAAUCAAGAACCUCUCUCCUUUUUCUUUCUCUUCCUUUGUCUACCCAUUCUACCUGUUCUUUUCAGCCUCUCCUUACCACCUGUACUCCCCCCCUCCCCUGCCCCAAUCUGGCUACUUUGUAAGCCCUGAGACUAUCUGGGACGUUUCCUUGAUACAACAUAAAACUGUAGCUAUGUAGCGGCCACAGCCCGCAUUGCCACGAAAUAGACCUCCAGGUCAUCUUCAUGCCUCGGGGUGUUCAUUCACCUCUCAGGAUCACAGUUUUCCGUGCAUUUAGUACACUUAUUUGCAGUUCCAUUUCUGACCAGAGAUUCAUGCUGUCUUUUAUUACAGUGGCAUUAGUUCCAGAUUCUUUUGCCAUUGAAAAGUACCCUUAUAAACCAGCAGUGUCAUUUAUGAGGGAGCAAAUUCCCAAGUCUCUGUCAUUUGCUUCGUUCUGUCUUGGUGAUCUUCACCCCCGUACCUUGGAAGAGGCUAUAAUGACUCUAGCCAGGAAUAUAGGCACUGACGGCCGGAGCACAGCGUCAGGCUCACUGGUGUACCGUGAUCAUGGAGACGGCAGAUGAUUUUUUUUAAAAAACCGUAAUGACUCCUUCAGAGCAGCCACUUAGCAGAUAAUCUUGAAAGGCCCUGGGCUCAUUGCCAACUUCCAUAAUGUCAGCUCUGAGACUCCCCUCCAGGUGGCCAGUUGAUUAUUACCACCAGUGUUUUCCACCACUUUAAACUGUCUAAAAGUGACAACUACCUCAGUUGGCAGCAAAUACACAUACAGUAGAAAAUGAAAAAGCAGUAUUUGGUCAGAUGCUGUGGGUUAAAGUUGCAGGGCAAAGGAGCUUUAUAUUGGGAAACCUUUAUGCCUUUGUAAAUUAUGUACAUAGUCACAUUUUAUCCCUCUGCAGAGAACUGUUAGGACCUCUGGAAUAUAUUAUUUUUUUGCUUUAUUUAUAGAAAUCAAGAUCUAGCAUAUUUGAGGAGCAGUUAAUUUGAAAAAAUAAUUCAUCUGUAUGAGUGGUCUCAGGAUUACCCGGAGACUUUGGUGCCUUCCCCCAGGAAGCUCAUUUGGGAGGUGGUGGCUUGCCUCCAGGUGACUUUCCCUGCCCUGCCUCUUAUCUUUAUCUCGGUGAGAAAGCACUGUGAAGCAGGGAGAGAGUCUCCUCUUUUUUUGUUUUGUUAAACUCCUUGUGAAAUCUCGUUUCCACCUCCAGACCACUUUUUUUUUUUUUUUACUGUGUUUGAACUUGGGGCGAGUAAGAUCAAACUCUGUUUAUUACUCCAUGUCUGUAGUUGGAGACCUGAGCUGUAGGCAGUGGAGGUGACCAUGGGUCCUGCAGCGUGACAGCGUCUCUGAGACUGGGAAGGACGAGGGUGCCUUUGGUGUGCUGUGUGUCCUUGCUCUGCCUGCCUGUGUGGCCCUGCCCCAGAUGCUUCAGAGCCUCUAUGUGCCCACUAAUCGCUUGACUCCAUAAGCCGCCUUUGGCAGCUGCUCUUGUCUCCCUCUUGGCCACUUAGUCUGCUGGCUCAGUCACUACUUGAAGCCCCCACUUAAUUUUCUCUGGCAGUUAUGGCUCUCGCGAUUCAGCAUAGUCUCAUCUCUCUCACUGAUCUCAUCAGAAAGGAUUGAGGGGAUAACCAUGGAGUGAGCUGGACAUCGGAGCCACGUCUGCUGCCAUGUCAGCGUCUUGCUCCCAAAUAUCAAACUAUAAAUUGGCCCUAGGGUGCAGGGUCUCUUCAGCAUUGGAAAUCUAUCACCUCUAACCUCUAAUUGGUCUAAGUUAUGUAGAGCAUGACUGCCAUUAAUGGGAAUAUGAGAGCCAGCUGGCCUAAAACAUUUCCCCUCCACUUUCCCACUCAGAUUGCUUUCACGAGACCAAUGGAACCGAUCACCAAAAAUAAGGACAGUUUAGCAACUUGGAUGUCUUCUAAUAGGAAAGUCUAUCAGCCACUUCAUCCCACCAAAACUAGUUUAUUUUCUCCUCCCAGAUUCAAGCCUUUUAUGUCUGUUACAAAGGGGAGGGGUUGCUAAUCAUAGUCUUUGGGUCCCAGUGUUCUAUUUUGUGCUGAUACAUCCCAUUCAAGGCCUAGCCCUCUUCACUGAUUGUGUUACUGUGUUCCCUUCAACCCAAUUCCCACCUGGCAUAUACGUUAGAGAUGAAUGAAAGGACCCAAAUAGGCCAGAUAGUCCUCCCUGUCCCUGAUAUCCAUAAAAAGCUUGGAAAUGGAUUAUGCAAUUGCCCUCAAUCUUUUUGUUCCAGAAAAAAAGAUGGGCUCAGAUGGAUGCCUGCAUAAAAAUGGUUCUUAGCUGUUUACUCAUAACUUUUCUCUGAAUUGAAUAGUGAAAGUUGAAGUAGGAGGAAAGGAAAUUAAAUGUCCUUCUAGUAUUCCUUUGGACUCAGGUCUGACAUAUGAGAUAAUAAUCUAUAUUGAAAUGCCAAGAACUUUAUCUCAACCAAGGAGAGGACCGUUUGACAGAUUUAUUAUGCCUUCAUGUUACAUAGACACUGAAGCCAAGUAAUAAACAUAUAAAAUAGCCAUUUGCACAAGGCAAAUGUACCUUGUUUAUGUUUUGAUGUAGCAGAAAUUGAUUAUUAUGUUUAGGGAAACCUAUGCAGUUAUGGUGAUCCAGUGGUAUCUCUUGGUAACUUAGCUUAUGGACCUAGUUGCUGCUGAGUUGGAUUCUAGAUGGUUACUACCUUGAAAAGGGUGUUUGGUGCCUUAUGUGAUGGGAGCCAGUGCCUGCUAGGAAUAAACAAAGCAGAUUCAUGUCCACAUCAAUACACAGCUUUAGUGGGGAGUGGGAAUGGCACACACACAGCCUCCCCCAGAUUUGGGACUUUGGGCUCCCCAUCCCCUGCCAGUGUGUGUCAUCUUCCUCUUCACACUCUUGACAGUAACUUGAAAAUGGUGAAUCAUCUUCUCUGAACUUUACUACAGUAUGGGUGGCAUUCGCAUCAUGUUAGUAUACUAGAUAGCUCAUAAUGUGAGUAUUAAAACUGUACAGCCUGCCAUUGCCUCAGUUUCCCAUAUUUGUGGAAUUGAUGGUGAAAUAGCAGGGCUAAGGAAUUCCUGGGUAAGUUUUAGCCUGUGGGUAAUGCCUUAGUGUUGUUUUAAAAGAUUUGUCAUUUAUAUUUAAAAUAAAUGUUCACAAAUGUUUGAAAGGAACAAAACAAUCAGGGAUCGCUCUUUGCCAUGGGUCUCAUUUUCGCUCUUUUCUGUAAAAAAAUAACAAUGUCUUAUUAUAUAUUUUUUCAUUUUUAUUGUACAAGUUUGUAAGUAAUCCCAAUUUUAAUAAAGUUUUAU